Molecule: messenger RNA, 731 nt
Organism: Metopolophium dirhodum (rose-grain aphid)
Lineage: Eukaryota; Metazoa; Arthropoda; Insecta; Hemiptera; Aphididae
Exons: 4
Coding region: 122-613 (163 amino acids)
Source: RefSeq, a predicted model, not a curated record
ACAUAAAAUAGUAUAACCCGUGGCGAUCAGCCAUAGUAUAGUCGGUUUUGGCUUUCCAUGAAUAAAAAGAAAAUGCAGUUUUUGAACCUGCUAUUUUGUUGAAUUCGUAAAAAAAAACGAAAUGUAUUCUAAACGUAUAGUUAUAUCAAUUAUAGUGAUUGGUUGUUUGGCUCACUUCAUAACUUGUCCGAAUACAGUGGAUGAUAAAAAACAAAAUUCCAAAAGCCCAAGUAAAACCCCGGUGAAAGCGGCCCUACAACAAGGGAAACCUUCAACUAGUCGUGCACCUGUAAGACCGCGUGGACUUUCACCAAACAACAAUGCGGACUCUAAAAUCAAUGGCAAGGCCAAGAGUCCAACUAAGCCUGCAGCAGGGAAGCCGAUGAAACCACCUGCAGCUGAUAAAAAAAAAGAACCCGCCGAAAAUACUGCAGAUAAUCCAGACGGUGACGGUGAAGAACCCGCGGAAGAAAUACGGCCGAGUCGUCUCAGAAGAUUUUUCAGACGAAUCAACAAUUUCAGAAAAAAAACAUGUCCAUUUAGAUUUGUUGGCCGUUUAGUUAAAAAAGGUUUGGGUUCAAUAUUACCGAAACCUACUGAUGACGAGAAAUAGGAAGUGAACCCUGAUAAAAAAAAAAUACAUAAGAGACAGUCGUGUAAUAUUGUUUACUGACCACACCAGCUAAUGUGUUACGAUUGUUUAAUAAAAUAAUAAUACCUAGUUAAUAAUA